This is a messenger RNA of Acanthochromis polyacanthus (spiny chromis), 2147 nucleotides long. RefSeq names its product thiosulfate sulfurtransferase/rhodanese-like domain-containing protein 2. NCBI's taxonomy places the organism in Eukaryota, Metazoa, Chordata, Actinopteri, Pomacentridae. The transcript is spliced from 9 exons. The record is from RefSeq and is a predicted model, not a curated record. Bases 252 to 1640 code for a protein of 462 amino acids.
AGUGAAGCACAUCUGGGUUAGCCAGGGAUCAACCGGAUGUUGCACCGUCUUUUUCCUCCGACGCUCUCUGCUGCUGAGUUUAUCUGCUGCACACCUGGUGAUAUUUAGAUAUGUAACCAUAAACUUUGUAAUAUGUAUUUCUCAACAAGUAUAGGAGUUUAUUUUUAAUAUUAGCUGUUUUUGGAUUACAUCUGAUGAAUUGAAUGCUCAAACGGCGAAGCGCUAAAUGUUAGCUAAAGCUGUUUAACACGAUGGCAGUGAAUGAAACAACAACAGAGUUUAUGAGCUGGGAGGUGGAUGUUUCAUCGUGUGACGGAUUGAAACAGGAGAGACAGUUGUCAGCCUCUCAGAGGAGAUAUUACAGCUUCUGCAGGAGGAAGUCAUUUGCUGCCUUUGUGGCAUCGAAGAGGGACGACAGCCAGGAGGACGGAGUCUCAUCUUGGUGCUGCUGCAGCCAGAGCUUCAACGAACACUCUGCCAUUCACAAACACGUGGCCAGAAGUCAUAAUGCUGAACUUCAGCAACUGACGCAGGACACGUACGAGUGUUUGUUAAGGCAACUGGAAGAAGAGCCUGAAACACAGCAGCCAAAUAAGCACAGUUCAGAGGCAGUGGACAUUUCUACAUGGAUACCUGAUGUCAGCCACAUCUCUGAAGAGCAACUUAAAAACGGUCCAGGCAAGGUUCUCCUCUACUACCGCUACUGUGAAGUAGAAGAUCCCCACACCAUCUGUGCCUGGCAGAAAGCUUUGUGUGAGAAGCUCCAUUUAACCGGCAAGGUGAGGGUGGCAACAGAAGGCAUCAAUGGAACAGUUGGAGGCACCAACGUGGCCGCUGACAUUUACAUUAAUGCAAUGCAUUCACAUCCUGUUUUUAAGAUGGAUAAAGAAGAUUUUAAGACCAGUGAUGGUGGAGCGGAGUGUUUCACAGACUUGAAGGUUGGAGUCUAUAAGGAAAUCGUCCCAAUGGGAGUGGAUCCUGAUGUUAUUUCCUACCAGCUGGCAGGAGUUCAUCUGGAGCCUGAGGAGUUUCAUAAAGAAGUUGAGGCUCUUUUGGCUAAAGGGGAUUUGUGCAGCGACACCAUCCUACUGGACUGCCGCAAUUUCUACGAGAGUAAAAUUGGGCAGUUCACUCGAUGUCUGGCCCCAAACAUCCGGAAGUUCAGCUAUUUCCCCGACUAUGUCGACCAGAACCUGGAACUGUUCAGAGACAAGAAGGUCCUGAUGUACUGCACAGGAGGGAUCCGCUGUGAGCGCGGCUCCGCCUACCUCCGCUCCAAAGAUGUGUGUAAAGAGGUUUACCAGCUGAAAGGUGGAAUUCACAAGUACCUGGAGCGUUUCCCAGAGGGUUUCUAUCGAGGGAAACUUUUUGUGUUUGAUGAACGCUACGCCAUCUCCUCCAACGAUGAUAUCAUCUCAGACUGCAGGUACUGCGGCUGUCCGUGGGACCGGUACGAGCUCUGUUCCACUCGGUUCUGCUGCCAGCUGGUUCUGUCCUGUCCCAGCUGCAGGCAGGACGGACACACUGCCUGCUGCCCCACCUGCCAGACCAAAGGACGGGCUCAGUGCGAGGCGACUCAGCAUCACAAAGAGGAGUGUGAAUGCACCGAUGGACGCCCCAGAAUCCCUCAGGAUGUGUAGCAACACAACAAUUAGACUUCAGUGCCUGAAAAAUGUGGACUUGCUGUUAAUGAUGAAUUCAAAAUGUGUUUUAAAGUUCAGAUGUUUUAGUAUGGGUGCUGGGAAUGAAGACAGAUUCGUUGAUGAAGUUGAUGUUAACUAAUGAAACCUUUUAAUCAUCUUUUAUUGAAUAAGUAUGAGGGUAAUUUUUAUUAUGUGAAUAUUGUGAACAUUUGUAAUGAAAGCUGAAUUUCAGCUUAUUUGUUUACACAUGGGAGUUUAUUUUCUUUUCAAAUCACAGCAUUGAGCGAUGAUAAAUGUUUAGACAGUUAUUGAUGUGUUUCAUUUGUUUCCACUGGUGCUGGUAAAAAAUUAUGGCAGUAAUUCAUAGUGCACUUUGUAGAACUACAAAUAUGCAAAAUGUGCGUCAUGCACUACUGACUGUAUGUUUUCCAAACCUUGCAAACUUUGGCUGAUAAAGGUUACUGCAACUGCAGGUGUUCCCUAAACAAACCACAAACAGCAAAA